AGCCGCUCAGACUCAGUUUGUCGAGCGAAGGUCGUGAGCGUGGUGAUCUGCAUACGCUGUCGCUAGGGCAUGCCGCCCGCCGUAACUGCUGCAGCGCUUUUGGACUUCGUGGUCGGCAUACAUCACCUGGACAGUGCCAUACAAUAGUAGUCCUCCAUUUUGCGCAGGUUGCGCACCGUGACUUUCACAAUGGGAGGUGAACCAGUGCAAAUAAUACGAGUCAAGGUUGACCACAGCAUUGAGUUCAACGAGCCUGAGCUCAAGCGCAUCCUCUUGGCUGACCACGUGAAAGAUCGUCCGGUCGUCGUGAUAUCAAUCGCUGGAGAAUACCGACAAGGAAAAUCUUUUCUAUUAAGCUUCUUCUUGCGGUACCUCCAGAACAAUUGUCGAUCCAACUGGAUGGAUGAUGAAGAAACCCCGCUGAUUGGCUUCCAGUGGCGGCCGGGCAGUAUUCGCGAGACAACGGGCAUCUUGAUAUGGAGUGAAGCUUUUUUGAUGACUAACUCGAAGGGGGAGGAGGUUGCGGUUUUACUGAUGGACACACAAGGAAUCUUCGAUUGCGAGUCAACAAUGAAAGAGAGCACCAUGAUAUUUUCGCUUUCUAUGAUGACCAGCUCUGUGCAGAUUUACAACGUAAUGAGCAACAUCAAAGAAGAUGACCUGCAACAUCUUCAGUUUUUUGCCGAGUACGGCAUGCUUGCGCACAAGGAAAAUGAGAGACACCCCUUUCAAAAGCUUCUCUUCCUGGUUCGAGACUGGAACUGGCCGUAUGAGUGGGAGUUCGGCUCUCGUGGUGGCAGAGCACUCAUCGCUAGUCGUCUGGAGAUAAAUGAUGGACAAGAUACAGAGCUGAAGACAUUGCGCCAGAGCAUCAAGUCUAGCUUUUCGGACAUCGACUGCUUCCUGAUGCCGCAUCCAGGAGAUAAGGUGGCACGCGAGAAGUCCUUCAAUGGUCGUCUUGUAGACAUUAACGAAGAGUUUCGGGAGAAGCUUCAAGAGCUUGUUCCUUCCAUCCUAGCUCCAGACAACCUGUUGGUGAAGGAGAUUAAUGGUCGAACACUGUCGUGCCAAGAACUGAUGACACUCUUCAAGGCUUACGCGGGUGUAUUCAGUGAAGUGAUUUGCCGAAACCAACAUCCUUAAUGCUGGCUACUGCGAAUGCAUGUAAUCUGAAUGCUAUGGACAAAGCAAGAAAACAUUAUGUGGCUGGAAUGAGAAGCAGACCACGAAGAAACCUGGAAGAACUGCGCCAGUUUCACAGCGCCCUGCUGGAAGAGGCGUUAAAAAUUUUCAAAGACUACCCAAGGAUGGGCAGCGAGUCGAGAUCCACCACAUCUAUGGACGCCCUCAUAAAGGAGCUCGAACAGUACUUCGAACAGCUUUUAAAGGAAGAGGAAGAACUGAUGAAAAAGGAACAGGAAGAGGAAGCAAAAAGAGAGAAGGAAAGAUGCGAGGAAAGGAAGAGGGAAGCAGAAAGGGAGAGAGAACGAGUUUCGGAACGACUAAGAGUGGCAGCGAGAGAAGCGGAAAUAG
Messenger RNA from Rhipicephalus microplus (southern cattle tick), 1533 nucleotides. RefSeq names its product atlastin-1. NCBI's taxonomy places the organism in Eukaryota, Metazoa, Arthropoda, Arachnida, Ixodida, Ixodidae. Gene Ontology annotation, molecular function: GTPase activity; GTP binding. The record is from RefSeq and is a predicted model, not a curated record.